CGCGUUGCUACUGGGUUUUCACAAAACUUGACAUAUGCUAAUGUUCUCUUCUAGAACACACAUCUGUUGAAAAGCUAGAACAUGGUGGAAACAACGUGCCUCUCAUGGUCUCUCGAAACGCCUCUGAUGGUUUGGUUCUGAAAAUAGCCAUACCAGGAGCAAGAGCAUCUGAGAGCAGCCUUUUCAAAUCUUUGAACAUUGACAGCCUGUUCAUAUGCCUGAAAAAGGAGUGGGUUUGGUUUGAAGAACUGCCUGAGAUAGAUGUUUCAUGUACGCGCCAGUGGAGACAGACGCCGAGAGCAGCAUCAAGCAUUCCCAGUUCAUGAAAGGCUUGGCAGUGCCAAACCCUCCGAAACCCUACGAGACUGAUCCCAAGGCGAUGGAGAUGCUCUGGCGCACCAGCGAGGAAGCCACCGGAGUGAAGUUCACCAUUUGAGCCACCGCAGUGGGUGGUUGGAUUGCAAACCGCUUAGGUGAGUGGUUGAGUUUGGCCACUGCAUGCCCUUGUAAGCUGUUGCGCGGACUGAUCUAGAGAAUGCCCAGUCGCCAGUGCUAGCCAAAGCAAAGCUGAGAAGUGCGAAAAGGUG
Messenger RNA from Durusdinium trenchii, 587 nucleotides. The record is from the annotation of a GenBank genome assembly. NCBI's taxonomy places the organism in Eukaryota, Dinophyceae, Suessiales, Symbiodiniaceae.